UUCCACCAAUAGCGAACCUGCUCGGCAAAAUAUGAAAAUGGCGGCUCUCUGUAGUGAGUUUGGGAAUCUGGUAGACAUCAAGAAACAACUGAUAUCUGUGAUAUCGCUUUGUAAAGAAAGAGGACUUUUACACAGCGCGAAGUGGGCUUCUGAGUUGGCAUUUGCUUUGGAUCCUCUUCCCAAGGAUGAAUUACCCUCAUCACCCCCUUUUACUGAGGACGAUGCACAAGACCUCGAUGCGCUUACACUGGCUAAAUCAUACUUUGACUUGAAAGAGUACGACCGUGCUGCUUACUUUCUGAAAGGAUGCUGCAGUCAGAAGGCUUAUUUCCUCUAUAUGUAUUCUCGCUAUCUGUCGGGCGAGAAAAAGAAAGACGAUGAGACUGUGGACAGCCUCGGUCCUCUGGAGAAGGGUCAGGUGCGCAAUGAAGCUUUGCGAGAACUACGGGUGGAGCUCAGUAAGAAGCACACUGCAGGGGAGUUGGACGGCUUCACUCUUUAUCUGUAUGGAGUGGUUCUACGAAAGCUGGAUCUGCUGAAGGAGGCGGUGGACGUGUUUGUUGAGGCAAUUCAUGCACUUCCUCUUCACUGGGGAGCUUGGCUGGAGCUCAGUAACCUCGUCACAAAUAUUGAAAUGCUGAAGUCACUGUCUCUGCCAGACUGCUGGAUUAAAGACUUCUUCAUGGCCCACAUGUACACAGAGCUGCAGAUGAUCAAAGAAGCGUUGCAGAAAUACCAGAAUCUCAUCGAGGCCGGCUUUUCUAAGAGCACCUACAUCAUCUCACAGAUUGCAGUGGCCUACCACAACAUCAGAGAUAUCGACCAGGCUUUGGCCCUGUUCAAUGAGCUGAGGGAGCAGGAUCCGUAUCGCAUUGACAACAUGGACACAUUCUCGAACCUGCUUUAUGUCAAAAGCAUGAAACCAGAGUUGAGCUACUUGGCCCAUAACCUGGUAGAGAUCGACAAGUACAGAGUGGAGACGUGCUGUGUUAUUGGUAACUAUUACAGCUUACGCUCUCAGCAUGAGAAAGCAGCUCUGUACUUCCAGCGGGCCCUUAAACUGAACCCUCGCUGUCUCGGUGCCUGGACCCUCAUGGGCCAUGAGUACAUGGAAAUGAAGAACACUUCUGCUGCCAUCCAGGCAUACAGGCAUGCCAUUGAAGUGAACAAGCGGGACUACCGUGCCUGGUAUGGUCUUGGUCAGACGUAUGAGAUCCUCAAGAUGCCCUUUUACUGUUUGUACUAUUAUCGAAAGGCUCACCAGCUCAGACCCAAUGACUCGCGCAUGUUAGUUGCACUGGGUGAAAGCUACGAAAAACUGUCACAGCAAGUCGAAGCCAAGAAGUGUUACUGGAGGGCAUUCUCUGUCGGAGACGUAGAAAAAAUGGCUCUACUCAAACUGGCAAAGCUGCAUGAACAGCUGACCGAAUCAGACGAUGCCGCCCAGUGUUACAUGCUUUACAUUCAAGACAUUUUCUCUUGUGGGGAGCAACUGGAGCAUGCUGAGGUGAGCACAGCCCUGAGGUACCUGGGUCAGUACUAUUUCAAGAGCAAGCUCUACGACGAGGCGUCCCUCUGCGCUCAGCGAUGUUGUGACUACAAUGAUGCACGUGAAGAGGGAAAGGCUCUGUUGAGGCAGAUCUCGCAGGUCAGAGAUCAGAUCGAGACGCCAUCAGCAGAUCUGUUUGCUCCUCUCUCAAACAACAACACUCCAGUCAGGAGGGUGUCUCCUCUGAACCUCAUCACCUUCACACCCUGACACCCGCUCACCUCUUCACUGCCUUAAAACGGACACUUUGGGAAUCCUGACAUGAAACUUUUGGGGGAGGUGGACAGAGGGAGGCUUUGCAAAUUUUGCCAAAAGGCAGUGUUGGAAUGAUUUACAUGACAAUAAAUUGCAUUCUUUUGUAACAA
Messenger RNA from Acanthochromis polyacanthus (spiny chromis), 1914 nucleotides. RefSeq names its product CDC23 (cell division cycle 23, yeast, homolog) (gene cdc23). Bases 32 to 1759 code for a protein of 575 amino acids. The transcript has 16 exons. Gene Ontology annotation, biological process: cell division. The record is from RefSeq and is a predicted model, not a curated record. Gene Ontology annotation, cellular component: anaphase-promoting complex. NCBI's taxonomy places the organism in Eukaryota, Metazoa, Chordata, Actinopteri, Pomacentridae. Gene Ontology annotation, molecular function: protein binding.